Messenger RNA from Pseudopipra pipra, 1945 nucleotides. RefSeq names its product cleavage and polyadenylation specific factor 4 like (gene CPSF4L). The transcript is spliced from 7 exons. Gene Ontology annotation, molecular function: RNA binding; metal ion binding. Bases 776 to 1519 code for a protein of 247 amino acids. The record is from RefSeq and is a predicted model, not a curated record. Lineage: Eukaryota; Metazoa; Chordata; Aves; Passeriformes; Pipridae.
CCCCCAGCCCAACAGCUGGGACUGGAGGGGCUUCUGAGCAGCCUGAGCUAGUGGAAGGUGUCCCUGCCCGUGGCAGGGAGUGGAAUGAGAGGAGCUUUAAGGUCCCUCCCAACCCAAACCAUUCCAUGAUUCAUCGGGAUGCACAAUGACCUGACUGCCCCUCCAGGAGCCCGGGAUCUGUCCUGCCAGGUGCUGGAGAGUGGGGGGCUGGUGCUGCUGUGCACCCAGAGCGUGCUCAACACACCCAGAGCACAACAGCACCCACACAGGAUCCAUCCCAUGCUACGGGAAUGCACAGCUCCAGCACUCCAGCCAUGUUUGGCUCCACGUUUAAGGCCUCGGAGUGAGGGGUUAACCCAGCUCCUGGCCAGCCCCAGCUGGUUUUUCUGGAGCAAAAGCAGAUGUGGGAGCAGGGAGGCAGUGAGGGGGAUGGAUGGGGCUGGGGGCUGAGCUCCUCAGCUGCAGCACCAGGCAAUCAGGGCUGCAAAUUGGGAUCAGAUGUGGGCAGCUUCCCGCCCUAAAUGGAGCGCUCCAGGCGGUUGCCUGGAUUGGCUUUGCUCUGGCUGGGGAGGAGGAGGAAGAGGAGGGUUUCUGAGUGCUGCUGGGGCCCAGGGUGGCUGCAGGGACCCUCAGAGUGUGGUGCUCCCUUGGCAGAGCUGUGUUUUCCUUGGGCAGCCCCACUGCUGGGCCCUCUGAGCUGUGCUUGCCUGCCUCUUUCCCUGCUUCCUUCCCUGUCUCUGCCAGGCUGGAGGGGGCUCUUACUGGAGCGGGGCUGAUGCAGGAGUUGGUGGCUGGUGUGGAGAAGAUCAGGUUUGACCUGGAGGCCGAUGUAGAGCAGCAGCAAGGAGCUCGGCCCCUGCCCUUCCCGGGGGUGGACAGUGUGCAGGGCCCCUCCAGGCGCGGCGGCGGGGCCAAGACCGCGGUGUGCAGGCACUGGCUGCGGGGGCUCUGCAAGAGGGGCGACGGCUGCGACUUCCUGCACGAGCACGACGCCACCGGGAUGCCCGAGUGCUAUUUCUACUCCAAGUUUGGCGAGUGCAGCAACAAGGACUGUCCCUUCCUGCACGUCGAUGCCACCCCCAGCACCAUGGGCUGUCCCUGGUACGACCGCGGGUUCUGCAGGCACGGUCCCCGGUGCAAGUACAAGCACACGCGGAGGGUGAUGUGUGCCAACUACCUGGUGGGGUUCUGCCCAGAGGGACCCAAGUGCAAGUUCGUGCACCUCAAGGCCGGGCUGAUGACGAGCAGCACGGAUCCCUCCAAGGAAACUGGCUGUCCAUGGGGGCUGGUACAGCGGGAUCUGGCUGCUGGUGAGGAGAGGGGAGGCGAGGACAUGCCAUCCACAGAGCCACCUCCACGAGUCACACAGCACCUGGCAGCACAUCUGUGGGACAUCAGUGGCUGCCCCCCGGACCCACAGAGCCUGCUGGAACAAGGUACCUGCUCCAAGAGUGAACAGGUCAGUCCCUACACUGGUGAGAGUGGGAGGACUCAGCUGGAAAUGCUGCUGGGGAAGUGACUCCAGUGGUCCCACACGGAUCAGGGAAGGAGGACACCCUAAAACACGAUGGAGAUGGAGAGACAGCACCAGGGCAGCUGCUGGACUAGAAAAGCCAGUCGGGUUUGCUCAGCACCAGCUCACAAUUUGCACAAGCAGCAGAGAAAUCACUUAAUGCAAGGAAAAUUGGACUUCCCACAGCUGGCUCUGGACAGGCCAGCAGCAGCACCCCCAGGUUUGAAGGGACUGGCUUGUGCCAGGCCCUGGGCACGAGGGUGAGGGUGUGCUCAUCCCCUGGGAAGGGGGCACAAAGCACCGUGUCUGAGAUCACAGACCAAGCAGGAAAGGAAAAUCCACAAAGGUUUUUAUUGCUGGUGAGAGAAUUUCUUAUGAACCACCUCCAACACAGCACUACUGCACCUCACUGAAUAAAGAGCUCAGAUUUUU